Asparagus officinalis (garden asparagus) is the source of this 1916-nucleotide messenger RNA. Its product is annotated as endoglucanase 12-like. NCBI's taxonomy places the organism in Eukaryota, Viridiplantae, Streptophyta, Magnoliopsida, Asparagales, Asparagaceae. The transcript is spliced from 5 exons. The record is from RefSeq and is a predicted model, not a curated record. The coding region runs from base 122 to 1906 and encodes 594 amino acids. Gene Ontology annotation, molecular function: hydrolase activity, hydrolyzing O-glycosyl compounds. Gene Ontology annotation, biological process: carbohydrate metabolic process.
UCAACAACGCGAGGAAAUGACCCAACAACAUCCCAUCUCAAAAAACACCUACAAUAAAAACACAGCCUAAGUUUUGUUUCUUCCAAAAACAAAACCAAACGCAGUGAGACACAUUGCAAACAUGCACUCUGCAAACCACUGGGGUGGAUCCUUCGAAAUCCACGCCGACGCCACCACCGACGAUGAGCACAGCCACAAUCUCGACGUCGACAGAGCAGCGCUCUCCCGCCAGCACACGCUCGAUGAGACACAGCAGAGCUGGCUGCUGGGGCCUCAGGACACAGGCAAGAAGGACAAGUAUGUUGAUCUUGGAUGCAUCAUUGUGAAGAGGAAAGUUCUGUGGUGGGCAUUUUGGACUGCGUUGGUUGCUUUCAUUGUUAUCGGGAUCCCUGUGAUUGUUGUUAAGACUUUGCCGAAGCAUAAGGAGAAGCCGCCGCCACCUGACGAGUACUCGAAAGCUCUGCAUAAGGCUUUGAUGUUCUUCAAUGCUCAGAGAUCUGGUCGCUUACCAAAAAACAAUGGAGUUCGAUGGCGAGGAAAUUCUGCGCUUAAUGAUGGCUCAGAUCUACCAGAUGUCAAAGGUGGUUUAGUUGGAGGAUACUAUGAUGCCGGUGACAAUAUAAAGUUCCAUUUUCCUAUGGCUUUCUCUAUGUCAAUGUUGAGCUGGUCUGUGAUCGAAUACAGUCAGAGAUAUAAAGAAAUGGGAGAAUAUGAACAUGUUCGAGGUAUCAUCAAAUGGGGUACUGAUUAUUUGCUCAAGACUUUCAAUGCUUCUGCUACCAUCGCUGACCAAGUCUACAGUCAGGUCGGUGUGGGAAGAAACGGCACAACCACCCCAGACGACCAUUACUGCUGGAUGCGCCCUGAGGACAUGGACUACCCUCGCCCCAUCCUGAAAUCAUCCAGCGCCCCUGACCUCGGAGGCGAAAUGGCCGCUGCCCUCGCCGCCGCCUCCAUCGUUUUCCGCGACGACGCCAAAUACUCCAAAAAACUCGUAACAGGCGCCACCGCAAUCUACAACUUCGCCCGUGCUUCAGGCAGGCGAACGCCCUACUCUCGCGGAGUUCCAGAAAUAGCGCAGUAUUACAACUCGUCAGGAUAUUGGGACGAGUACAUGUGGAGCGCAGGGUGGAUGUAUUAUGCGACGGGGAAUAAGACUUAUAUUUCCUUCGCGACGGAUCCGAGAUUGCCGAGGAACGCGAAGGCGUAUGUUCGAGUGUCGGAUUUCAGUGUGCUCAGCUGGGAUAAUAAGUUGCCGGCCGCUCAAUUGCUGUGGACUAGGUUGAGAGUUUUCUUGAAUCCUGGGUAUCCUUAUGAGGAGUCAUUGAGGGAGUAUCAUAAUAUUACCGGGUUGAAUAUGUGCUCUUAUAUGAAGCAGUAUAGUGUCUUCAACUUCACUCGAGGAGGACUAAUUCAACUGAAUCACGGUCGGCCCCAACCGUUACAGUACGUCGUAAACGCAGCCUUCCUCGCUAAUCUCUUUGCCGACUACAUGGAUGCAACCGACGUUCCCGGAUGGUACUGUGGCAGCAGCUACUUCCCCUCCGAAACUCUCCGAACCUUCGCCUCCUCUCAGUUGGACUACAUUCUCGGAAAAAAUCCUCGGAAAAUGAGUUACAUAGUAGGAUACGGUAAAAAGUACCCGAAACACGUGCACCACCGCGGUGCAUCAAUCCCUCACAACGGCGUGAAGUACUCCUGCACAGGCGGAAUGAAGUGGAGAGAUACUCGGUCGCCGAACCCUAACACGAUUGUCGGAGCCAUGGUUGGCGGGCCCGAUAGGUCUGACGGAUUUUCAGACGUUCGGACGAAUUAUAACUACACAGAGCCGACAUUGGCAGGGAAUGCUGGGCUCGUUGCCGCGCUUGUGUCCAUGACGAGCAGCGUGCGGAGAGGGCAUCGAUAAGAAUAACAGA